CACACAGAGAAAGAGAAGAACGACGAAGAAGAAGAAGAUCGUAGAAGAAGAUUGAACGACUGAAGAGUGACGAACGACGAUUUAACGACCGACAUUCGCGUGACCCGCGUACGACUGUGUACAUGGACGACCUACGAGAAGGAGCCGACAAUAUUCCACCACUGACUGAGCAACAACCAAGAAUGCAGUGUUUGGAUGAUAUAAACGUAUUCUCACCGUUAGUAUCGAUCCCGUGUGAAUCAUCUGCUAAUUCUUCUCAAAUACUUUACACUCCUCAAGUUAAGAUUGACCUAAUACCGAAAAUCAACCAAGAGUUUGACAAUUUAGAUGAUGUUUGGAAAUUUUACAACAAUUAUGGUAAAGAAGGUGGAUUUGGUACGCGAGUGAGUUCUAGCAAGAGGAAUAGGGAUUAUGAAGUCAUUAGGAAGGAGUACGUUUGUUGCAAAGAAGGGGUGAAGAGGGUCCAAAAAACUAGUGAACCCGUUACACGGCGUCGGGGGGACAGUAGAGAGAAUUGUGGGGCAAAAUUGUCUGUUGUGAGAAACCAGUCAAGUGGAAAAUUUGUUAUCUCCCAAUUUGUCGAGGGUCAUAACCACCAUCUUGCGUCUCCAAGGAGGACACAUUUAUUUCGAUCUCAUCGUAAAGUGUCAGCUGCCAAAAAGGCUUUAAUAGAACAACUAUCAGCUGCAAAUGUGCGAACCUGCCAACAAAUGAGUAUUUUUGAGUUACAAUCCGGAGGUCUACAAAAUGUUGGAUUUUUACAAGAAGAUCUUGAUAAUUUUAAAAGGGAUAUGAGGAAAAUGUUAGCCGGACAAGACGCCAAUAUGUUGUAUGAGCAUUUCCAAAUUGAACAACAAAAGAAUGCAGGUUUUAUGUAUACAAUAGAGAAAGAUGAUGAGGGGAGGAUGACUCAUUGUUUUUGGGCGGAUGCCACCUCUAGAAAAUCGUACCAAUAUUUUGGCGAUGUUGUGGUGUUUGAUACAACGUACAACACAAACCGUUAUGCCAUGAUCUUUGCACCUAUAUUAGGGGUUAAUCGCCACGGGCAGACUACUCUUUUUGGGUGUGGAUUCUUAAGUGAUGAAACUAGUGAUUCUUUUGAGUGGCUUUUCAAGGAAUUUUUGAAAGCAAUGCCAGGAGGCCCGCCCAAAAUGAUCAUAACUGAUCAGGAUCCGGCAAUGACUAAAGCAUUUGCUAAUGUUCUUCCAAAUACGCAUCAUAGGUAUUGCAUUUGGCACAUUGUGAGUAAAUUUUCUGAAAAAAUAAGUGCCUUAUCCUAUAAAGAACAUUAUGAUGAGUUCAAAAAUUGUAUAUGGAAUUCCGAGACUCCUAAAGAGUUCGAAGCUAAAUGGAUGGAUGUUGUACAUAAAGCUAACUUAUCCAAUAAUGAAUGGUUGAAAGGGCUGUACCAAAUCCGUGAGAGAUGGAUUCCUGCGUAUAUGAAACACAUGUUUUCUGCCCACAUGACUAGUAGUCAAAGGGCUGAGAUUUCUCAUGCAUUCUUCAAGAGAUAUGUAUCUGAAAAUAAUUCAUUGUGGGAUUUUGUGACAUGGUUUGAUAGGGCACUUUCAAAGUUACGUCAUAAUGAGUUGGAUAUGGAUCAUAAAGAUCUUAAUGAGAAGCCUCCAUUGAAAACAGUAGCACCCAUGGAGUUGACAAUGAGUGAAUUGUAUACACAGACCAUAUUUUACAAGUUUCAAGAUGAACUACAUCAAAUUUUGGCGUAUGUUAUUACAAUGACACAUGAGGAUGAACGCCGUUAUUUGUACAAUGUUGAGAGGGUGAAGGUGAGUGGUUCAAGGGUUCGUCAAAUUUUGGUAGAGAAGUCAUCAAAAUAUGCAAGUUGCAGUUGCAAGAUGUUUGAAAGUGACGGAAUCCCAUGUCGCCACUUGUUGGCGUUCUUCAGUAGAAUGCAGAUUAUAGAUCUGCCUAAUGAGUACAUUUUGCGGAGGUGGACUAAAUCGGCGAAAGCUAUGAGAGUUGUAGAUGACUUGGGUGGGUCCGUCAAAGAAAUAUGCGACACUUCUUUGUCAGAGAGGCGAAAUAAUCUCUUCCAACUUGCUUCUAACGUAAUUGAUGAUGCCGUAUUAACUGAAGAUGGAACUCAAAUUUUGGAAGAAGCUUUGUGUUCGGUUCAAAAGAAGUUAUGUUCCAUGAAUCUUGGAAGCGAAGAUGGCAAAGCGAGUGCUAUCCAAGUGUCUAUUUCUCAUGAACAAAGUUUCAAAGAACCGCUUAAAGUUAGGGCAAAGGGUUGUGGUAAGAGAUUGAAGGGAGGAAAAGAGAAGGCGGUCAAGAAGAGUAGGCGUUGUAACGGUUGUGGGUUAACCGGACAGUCGCAUGAUAAAAGGAACUGUCCAAAACUUCAGAACAUAUCUUCUCAAGAUGUUAGGUUGAAUGAUGACGACGACGACGACGACGAUGACGACAUGGACUUUGUCGAUGAUUGUAAGAUGAUAGAAUUGAAUCUGCUGGAAUGUAACUUGGGAGAGACUUGGGAGAGACAUGUAUUUUGGGGGAGACUUGAGUUUGCUGGAAUUCUUUCGUCACUGGGUACUUUUGUCAUUUGA
Rhododendron vialii is the source of this 2567-nucleotide messenger RNA. RefSeq names its product protein FAR1-RELATED SEQUENCE 5-like. Gene Ontology annotation, biological process: regulation of DNA-templated transcription. Gene Ontology annotation, molecular function: zinc ion binding. NCBI's taxonomy places the organism in Eukaryota, Viridiplantae, Streptophyta, Magnoliopsida, Ericales, Ericaceae. Bases 123 to 2567 code for a protein of 814 amino acids. The record is from RefSeq and is a predicted model, not a curated record. The transcript has 7 exons.